Molecule: messenger RNA, 379 nt
Organism: Hordeum vulgare subsp. vulgare (domesticated barley)
Lineage: Eukaryota; Viridiplantae; Streptophyta; Magnoliopsida; Poales; Poaceae
Exons: 4
Coding region: 1-372 (123 amino acids)
Source: RefSeq, a predicted model, not a curated record
AUGCGUUCCUUCUGGCAUGGAUUUGUCAGCGGCAGGGCCAAAUGGGUCGCAGGCGAUGGCGGAGUUCAUCGGCAGCGCUGUCCCGAACGGCAUGGCGAGCUUCAUCAACGUGGGACACUCCGCGGCGCUCGGCUCCAUCGGCGACGUGACGGGCUUCGGGCAAGACCAGCAGUUCACGGCCGUGCAGAUGCUGUUCAGGAGCUGCGAGGCGGCCGAGCCCAUCACGAGGCUGGGGCUGAACGGCAGCUACGAGAUUUUCUUGAACUAGCUCUUCAGUUUGGGAUGAUCAUGAUGUUUGCUUGCGCCUUUCCAUUGAUAUUCUGCUUUGCUGCUCUGGAUGACAAGUUGUCGCAUCUCGAGCAUGUCUCAUAGGAGAGUG